AUGGCCGACGACCACGACCAUUUAACCUCCAUCCCUCGCUCCCCCACGGAUCACAAGCACGAGCACGAACACGAGAUCAGUGGUGUCGCCGCGUCGGACAACAUCAACAUUAACCGCGAGACUUCUCAUAUUGACACCGACCGCGGAGAGAAUCUCAGAAGAAAUAGCAGCGGUAGUGGUGGCCAUUCCAGCCGUUCCCGUAUCAGCAGUGGUCACGAGAGGGGUUUUGUGCAGCCGGCUUCGUACCUGCGACGACGCGGUCUUUCACAUCCAAUGGCACCCUCACAGCCCGAGAGGGCGGUUGAUGUGGAGGAGCAGAUGGGAUUGCGCGCGAUUCGAAAUUUCCUCAAGGUCCGAACGAGUUACGACAUUCUUCCACUGAGCUUUCGCUUGAUCGUUUUCGACACAUCUCUGCUGGUCAAGGAGAGUCUGAAUAUUCUAGUCCAGAAUGGCAUUGUUUCGGCUCCGUUAUGGGAUUCGUCCACUUCGACGUUCGCUGGGUUACUCACCACGUCCGACUAUAUCAACGUCAUCCAAUAUUAUUUUCAGAACCCUGCGACGCUCGAUAAGAUCGAUCAGUUCCGUCUGAACAGUUUAAGAGAGGUCGAAAAGGCACUGGGUGUAGCGCCUCCAGAGACGAUAGCAAUUGAUCCCGAGCGGCCGCUAUAUGAGGCUUGUCGGCGCAUGCUCUCUUCUCGCGCUCGACGUAUACCGCUGGUUUCAAACGACAGUCAGACGGACCGGUCCCUCGUCGUCAGCGUCGUCACUCAGUAUCGCAUUCUAAAAUUCGUCGCAGUCAAUGUCGCAGAGACGCAGAAUCUGCGUAAGCCUCUGAAGGAGAUUCGGCUGGGGACGUAUCACGACAUCGUCACGGCUUCAAUGGACACGCCUGUCAUGGAAGUCAUUCACAAGUUAGUCGAACGUAGCAUAUCAAGCGUUCCAAUUAUCAAUUCAGAAGGCAUUGUAUACAACGUGUUUGAGGCCGUGGAUGUGAUUACCCUGAUCAAAGGAGGGACGUACGAUGACCUGAGUCUCAGCGUUGGGGAGGCUCUGAAGAAGCGGUCGCCGGACUUUCCGGGCAUCUACACGUGCUCGAUCAACGACGGGCUGGACACCAUCUUUGACACGAUCCGCAAGUCACGUGUGCACCGACUGAUCGUGGUGGACGACCAUUUCCGGCUGAUUGGAGUGCUGACGCUGAGCGAUAUCCUACAAUACAUUCUACUUGAAGGCGAGCCGGAGGAGUGGUAGUUCUUUCCUCGCUGCCCCGUCUACCACUUUGCGUGCAACACAUAGUAGUGAUUAUUGGGGAUCUGGAGCGAGUACUCAUCUGAUUCCUGCAAUCGAAAAGAGGGCUCUAGCUGUCCGGCGUCAUCACAUGCAUUACUGCUAUACACCGUUGCUUUAUCAUAUCGCGCAGUUCCGAUCGACCACGUCUUUUCGGACAGGAUUAGGGUUCACCUGCCUCGGUGUAGUGCAGCAGCGCCGGUGUCAAAGAAAGCCAAUACGACAGGAGAAACCAACCCCCCUACCCAGCGGCGCUAAUAUGGUCGACCGGCCCGAGUCUAUACACCAAGAGGCUAUACAACACCAGACUAUACAGACUGCGCGGACUACAUCGUGAUGAGAAUACGGCGUUGAAGAGGAUCUGAAAAUAUGAUGAUGAUGAUGAUGAUGAAUGUGUCUACUGAUAGAGAGAAAGCAAUCAAUUGAGUUUUCUGUUAUACAGCGAAG
Messenger RNA from Talaromyces stipitatus ATCC 10500, 1734 nucleotides. Its product is annotated as Snf1 protein kinase complex subunit Snf4, putative. The record is from RefSeq and is a predicted model, not a curated record. The coding region runs from base 1 to 1251 and encodes 416 amino acids. The transcript is spliced from 6 exons. NCBI's taxonomy places the organism in Eukaryota, Fungi, Ascomycota, Eurotiomycetes, Eurotiales, Trichocomaceae.